Lucilia sericata (common green bottle fly) is the source of this 580-nucleotide messenger RNA. Its product is annotated as general odorant-binding protein 56a-like. Gene Ontology annotation, biological process: sensory perception of smell. The record is from RefSeq and is a predicted model, not a curated record. Gene Ontology annotation, molecular function: odorant binding. The coding region runs from base 113 to 523 and encodes 136 amino acids. Lineage: Eukaryota; Metazoa; Arthropoda; Insecta; Diptera; Calliphoridae. The transcript has 2 exons.
AUUCAGAAUAUAUAAACCCCUAAGUUGGAAGACUAGAACAACACAACUUUCUUAGCAGUCUUUUAAGAAACACUCAAACUCCUCAAACAAACAAAAAACUAAAGAAAUCAACAUGAAAGCUUUCAUUACUUUAGCUGUUGUUUGCUUCAUUGCCUCAACUUUGGCCAAUCCCCUUGAAUUGAGCGAAGAACAAAAAGCCAAAGCUAAGGUUCACUUCCAAGAGUGUGUUAAGCAAGAAAACGUUUCCGAAGAAGAUGCCACUAGAUUGCGUAACAAGGACUUUACCAAUCCCUCAGACGCCAUGAAAUGUUUCGGUACUUGUUUCUUUGAAAAGGUUGGCACCUUGAAGGACAGCCAAGUUCAGGAAGAUGUUGUUUUGGCUAAAUUGGGUGCUUUGAUUGGUGAAGAGAAGACCAAGGAAGUUUUGCACAAAUGCAAGGAUAUCAAGGGUGCCGAUCGUUGUGAUACCGGUUUCAAAAUCUAUGAAUGUUUCGAAAACUACAAGGCUCAAUUGAGCGCUUAAGUUUUGUGGUAAAAUAAAGUAUUAUUUUUGUGAAAAAUAAAAGUUAAAGAAAAUUAA